Dacryopinax primogenitus is the source of this 2079-nucleotide messenger RNA. RefSeq names its product PP2C-domain-containing protein. Gene Ontology annotation, molecular function: cation binding; protein serine/threonine phosphatase activity. The record is from RefSeq and is a predicted model, not a curated record. Bases 121 to 1599 code for a protein of 492 amino acids. NCBI's taxonomy places the organism in Eukaryota, Fungi, Basidiomycota, Dacrymycetes, Dacrymycetales, Dacrymycetaceae. The transcript has 10 exons. Gene Ontology annotation, biological process: protein dephosphorylation.
ACGCGAGCAACUUUUCAUCUACAACUCCUUUCGUCCUCUCUCGUCCUCUCUGGCUUCUCACCCGGUGCGAUCACUCCUAAGCGCGCAGACUUGCGAGCUCUUUGUCCAACCAAUUCUCACAUGGGUCAAACUCUUUCCUCUCCGGCUACGGAGAAGACGACAGAUGAGGGUAGGGAUGAGCGCUUCGCAUAUGGGGUUACGGAGAUGCAAGGGUGGCGUAUAACGAUGGAGGACGCACAUACGACCGUGUUAAAUGUCGAUGAUGUAGAAGGAGAAGAGGAGAAGCACCCGUCUGAGCGGGUAAGUUUCUUUGCGGUGUUCGAUGGCCAUGGAGGUGCAACCGUUGCGAAAUUCGCCGGCAAGACAGUACACACGCGCCUAGCGGAGCAGGAAGAGUACCAGAAUAAGGACUACCGCGGAGCGCUCAAGUAUACGUUCCUCCGGACGGACGAAGCGUUACGAGCGGAUCCGAUGUUCAGGAAUGAUCCAUCUGGAUGCACGGCGAUCGCGUGUCUUGUCACGCCGGAGAAUAAGAUAUGGGCGGCGAACGCCGGGGAUUCAAGGGCGGUGCUAUGCGACUCGGGGAGAGUAAAGCCGCUGAGCUACGAUCAUAAACCGAAUGGAACAGUGGAGUAUGCGAGGAUCAUGGCGGCAGGUGGUUGGGUAGAGUAUGGACGCGUGAAUGGCAAUCUUGCACUCUCACGAGCGCUUGGUGACUUCGAAUACAAGAAGAAUCUUUCCCUUGCACCGGAAAGGCAAAUUGUGACAUCAGACCCUGACAUCAUGAGCCAUGAAAUUUCAGAAGAGGAUGAGUUCAUUGUUUUGGCGUGUGACGGUAUCUGGGACUGCAUGUCAUCGCAGAGUGUAUGUGAUUACGUACGGCGGCACGUUGCACACCGCAUGCCUCUAGGCAAGAUCUGCGAAUCCCUUGUGGACUACUGCAUUGCGCCAGAUGCAGACCUAGAGAAGUCUGGUAUCGGUUGCGACAACAUGACCGUGAUCAUCAUCGCGAUCCUGCACGGGCGGACGCUGGAGGAGUGGUACGACUGGAUCGUGGAUCGUGUGGAGCGGGGGUUUGCCUACCCGACACCGAGCGAGUUCAAGCCGCUGUAUGGUCCACGACGAGGGUAUUCCUGGGAUUUUACCCGGAGCAAUACCGGUCGAUUGGCGUUCGACCUGCGCAUACCUUCUUCGUACGUCGAUGACAGCAGCGACGAGGAGAUGGAAGAGUCAGAAAUCGGGCAUGGGAUGUUCAGGAGCGCAGCGAAGGGGAAAGGCGAGGAGGUGCUCGGGAAGGGGAAAGGGAGGGAAGUGCGAGAUCUGGAUAUCGAGGUUGCGGAGCUUGAGGAGACAUACGAGUGGGAGUCUGACGAUAGUGGAGAAGACGCUACCCUCCCACCGGGGUUUACGAGUACGCGCCUGACGAGCCUUGGCCGGCCACUCGUUGCUGGUCCUCCGGAGCUGAAGAACCUAGGAGCAGCGCACUUCAAGCCUGAGAAACAACUCGUACAUACCCCGGAGGGGGACGCACCCAGCCCGGCAGUGUUAGUCGAAGGCCUGAUGGACACGAGCGAGGACCCGACGAAAAUAGAAAUAUAAGUCUCGUCUGGCCAGCACUAGUCUCGGUACUUCCUCCCUCGUGGCCGUCGCUGUCGUUGUGGCCAGUUAUCGAUCUGCUCAGCUUCUUCGAACGCAAUGCAUCAGAUUUCGACUCCUGCACUCCCGCAUCUCUUCGCAAUAUCAUGUAGCACUCAGUUUCGCGCAUCGUCCCUGCCCCUCGCCCACCAGCGCACUUGCGCACCAUACACCCUCUACCCUCCCCCCCUUCCUGCAGAGCGCACCCAACCAGCGGCAAGCCCUUCCCCUUGCAUCUUCUCCGGGUUUGACACUUCCGGCCUCUGACCGGAGUGAAUGCGACGCGUGUCGUGUCGUGUGUGUCAUGUUGUACAGAGUACAGUACAGUACUGGCCAAAGCAUACCAAAUCAAAUCAAUCUUUAUCCUCCGUCCUCCCCGUGGGGUUGAGCCCGCCUAAUCAGGAUUAGCGUAUUAUCAUCUUCCCCUGUGGGCGUUGUACUCCU